AAGUGGCGGAAAAAUAACAGCAAUUUGACGCGAAGCGUGAUACGCUACGUACACAACUCCCAGGCAGCCAGUCCCAUGCGCUUGAGAGGAACGGUCUGAAUUUGCUACGCCAAUCGUCGUUAUCAAUCGUGAUUCUACUAGUCAUCUUUGUACGACGGCAACCGAAGCGAGUCAAGAAUGGGUUGGUCUCGUCCCAAGGAUGUUCCGUAUCCAUCGGUGUGGCACCGCUUCCAGGCCAAGGAUGUGGACAGUGACGCCAUGGUGACUUACGUGGUCCAGGAUCUGCCGGAGGAACGCUUUGAGGAUGCAAUAAACCAUAUGAUUGGGAUUUUCAUCCACGACGAGCCGAUGUGCAGGGCCAAAAAACUAGCGGAGCAGCAGCCUAGCGUGGAGGAAAUUCGGGAUGUUUGGCGAGAGCUCGUCAAGCAGCGGAUGGCCCUUGUUUGCUUCCGAGAAGGUGCCGAUGAUAUCGUCGGGAUGAACGUUACCUAUGUUUCGUGUGUGGAUGAUGCCAAAGAUUAUAAGAGCAAAGGUGAUCGCUGGCAGGACGUCGUGGAUGCAGUGCUAUACAUCACCGAACAAAGUAAGGUUUUCGAACGGUUCGACGUCACUGAAUACCUGACUGCGAUGGGCCUCUCGGUGUCACCACGCUAUCGCGGUCGGGGGAUUGCAACGGAGAUCCUUCGAGCUCGUGUUCCCCUUGCGCAAGCAGUGGGAGUAAAAUUGACCUCGACCGUGUUCACCGCCAUAGGAUCCCAAAUUCCGGCCGCCAAGGUUGGCUUCGUGGAGACCUUCGUGAUGGACUAUGAUAAACUAGCAGAGCUCGAUCCAAGGUUUACGUUCCCCGGAAUUCAAAGCAAGAGCUGCAAGAGUAUGAGUUUGCGAAUCGAAUAAAAUGAAUCAAUUACUUUGCCGCUGAAAUUCGUUUUACUAGGUGGACUAGAAAUGAACAAUCUGUUUUGAAGUUUUCCAAUUGAAUAAUGAGCUUGUUAAAAUGGUCAUGACAUUUAGCCAAUACAUUGAUAAAUCUG
This is a messenger RNA of Uranotaenia lowii, 1031 nucleotides long. RefSeq lists its product as uncharacterized. Bases 178 to 894 code for a protein of 238 amino acids. Lineage: Eukaryota; Metazoa; Arthropoda; Insecta; Diptera; Culicidae. Gene Ontology annotation, molecular function: N-acetyltransferase activity. The transcript is spliced from 3 exons. The record is from RefSeq and is a predicted model, not a curated record.